AUGGAUAAGCAAGUGUGUGGAAUACUCAUUUCUAUAAGUAACUCGAUUUCCAAAAAAUUGGACAAGAAUAAAAACUAUCAAAUUGUUAUUAAUGAAAGCACUUUAAAUAGGUAUUGUUCUGGUAAUAGUUGUGAUAAUGAUCUCGACAAAAUUAAUGCUGGAUGUUUAUAUUUGCUUGAUUCAUUCUUUAAGGAUUCUUCUGUGUUUAGAUCUUAUGCAAAAAGUAACACCAACAUUGUUGAAUACAUUAUCAUAUGGUUAAGUUAUAUGUUAAACCUAAAAGAACAAUUCGGAAAGACCAAUCUACAAUAUUUUUAUGAAAUAUAUAUACAGGGUGGUGAUCAGUAUAAAAAUUCUAUAACUGGUGUUACGGGGUAUAAUAGUUAUAAGGAUCUUAUAGAUAAUAAAAUUGAUUUGAUAAAUAUGGAUAUGAGCAUUGUACCUAAAUUAUAUGAUGCAUUUUAUACAUUAUGUAUGAUGUAUCUUGAAUUUGAUGAAGAAAGUCGAAAUUGCAGUAAAAAUUCGGGAAGAGCUAAAGAAUUUGUUGAAAAAUAUGAAUAUCUUAAGAAAAAUUAUAGUAUUACUAAAAAUAGUCCAUAUUAUAAAUUAUUGUCUACACUAUCAAAGGAUUAUGAUAAUUUUAAAAAGAAAUGUAGUGAUGUUAGUUGUAAGGAUAUUCCACCCCUUCAAUCAAUUGAAAAAACAGAAAUUAAUGUAAAUUUGUCUGAACAUUCUAAACUGACUUCUGUACAAACUUCUGAAGAUGCAUCAUCAAGUUCGUCGAUAACAAACAAUUUAUUUAUAGUUUUAUCAAUAUUUGGUGCAAUAGCAUUUUUUUUGGGAAUUUCUUAUAAGUAUUCGUUAUUUGGAUUUCGGAAACGAUUUCAAAAACAAAAAUUAAGAGAAAAGCUAAAAAAUAUAAAGAAGAGAAUAAAUCAUUAA
This is a messenger RNA of Plasmodium yoelii, 942 nucleotides long. Its product is annotated as PIR protein. The transcript has 3 exons. Lineage: Eukaryota; Apicomplexa; Aconoidasida; Haemosporida; Plasmodiidae. The coding region runs from base 1 to 942 and encodes 313 amino acids. The record is from RefSeq and is a predicted model, not a curated record.